This is a messenger RNA of Gastrolobium bilobum, 959 nucleotides long. RefSeq names its product DNA repair protein recA homolog 1, chloroplastic-like. NCBI's taxonomy places the organism in Eukaryota, Viridiplantae, Streptophyta, Magnoliopsida, Fabales, Fabaceae. Gene Ontology annotation, molecular function: ATP binding; ATP hydrolysis activity; ATP-dependent DNA damage sensor activity. The record is from RefSeq and is a predicted model, not a curated record. The transcript has 10 exons. The coding region runs from base 9 to 959 and encodes 316 amino acids. Gene Ontology annotation, biological process: DNA repair.
AGUCUGCAAUGGAUUUGGUGUUCCCUCUGAAACCCAACACUGUGAUUCUCAAGGCGCCCUCUUCAUCUCUCUUCCUCCCUCUUCCUCUGAGGUUUCACUCUUUUCGUCCCCUCUCCGCUUUGAAGCAUGUCAGGAUUCAGUGCGAGCUUGAAGGGAGACUGAAUGGUGCUCUUUCUGGGGACUUUGAUCCUCGCUUUCUUGACAGGCAAAAAGCACUGGAAGCAGCGAUGAAUGAUAUAAACCACUCUUUUGGAAAGGGUAGUGUUACAAGAUUGGGCAGUGCUGGUGGAGCUUUGGUUGAAACUUUCCCCAGUGGCUGUUUGACAUUAGAUUGUGCUUUAGGUGGUGGUCUUCCAAAAGGAAGAAUUGUAGAGAUAUUUGGACCAGAAAGCAGUGGGAAGACCACCCUAGCACUUCAUGCUAUUGCAGAAGUGCAGAAGUUAGGAGGCAAUGCAAUGCUUGUCGAUGCUGAGCAUGCUUUUGAUCCAACAUAUUCUAAAGCAUUAGGAGUGGAUGUAGAGAACUUGAUUGUGUGCCAACCUGAUCAUGGAGAGAUGGCUCUUGAGAUCGCAGAUCGUAUGUGUAGAUCUGGUGCCAUAGAUCUCAUCUGUGUUGAUUCGGUCUCAGCUCUCACUCCACGAGCAGAAAUUGAAGGUGAGAUUGGAAUGCAGCAAAUGGGAUUACAGGCUCGUCUUAUGAGCCAAGCUUUGCGUAAGAUGUCUGGAAAUGCCUCUAAAGCUGGUUGUACUCUUAUAUUUUUGAAUCAAAUAAGAUAUAAGAUUGGUGUCUAUUACGGAAAUCCAGAAGUGACAAGCGGUGGAAUUGCAUUGAAGUUCUUUGCAUCACUUAGGCUAGAAGUUCGUCCUAUAGGGAAGAUAAAGUCUGCUAAAGGAGAUGAAGAAAUUGGCCUGAAAGUUCGUGUAAGAGUGCAAAAGAGCAAGGUAAGGGUAGUAGAGUGA